This is a messenger RNA of Polypterus senegalus (gray bichir), 2127 nucleotides long. Its product is annotated as extracellular calcium-sensing receptor-like. Lineage: Eukaryota; Metazoa; Chordata; Cladistia; Polypteriformes; Polypteridae. Gene Ontology annotation, molecular function: G protein-coupled receptor activity. The record is from RefSeq and is a predicted model, not a curated record. The transcript has 5 exons. Bases 1 to 2127 code for a protein of 708 amino acids. Gene Ontology annotation, biological process: G protein-coupled receptor signaling pathway. Gene Ontology annotation, cellular component: membrane.
AUGAUUUUUGCGAUUGAAGAAAUCAAUAACAGGACAGAUAUACUAACAGGUGUCACGUUGGGAUAUAAGAUUUACGAUGCUUGCAGAGAAGUCCAGCUGGCACUUAAAUCGGCAAUGUCUUUACUGAAUCGGCAAGAAGGGGAGGAUAAACCAACAAGCCAGGCAUCCUGCAUGAAACAGUCCACCGUUCUUGGAAUAAUAGGACCGUCUAGUUCAUCACCAUCGGUGGCAGUGGCAACAGCUCUAGGACCUUUUAACAUUCCUGUGAUUAGUCAUGGUGCAAGUUGUGCAUGCCUCAGCGAUAAAAAAUUGUUCCCAUCUUUCCUGAGAACUAUACCAAGUGAUUUCUACCAAAGCAGAGCCUUAGUAGAGCUUGUUAAAUAUUUUGGUUGGACUUGGGUUGGAGCAAUAAGGAGUGAUGAUGAUUAUGGAAACUAUGGAAUGGCAAUGUUUUUACAAAUUGCACGUGAAAAGGGAGUUUGUAUUGAAUAUUCUGAAGCCAUCCAAAGGACAUACUCGAGAGAAAGACUCCUGCAGACUGUACAAACAAUCAAGAUGUCAACUUCAAAGGUAAUCAUUGCCUUUGUGUCCUUUAAUGACUUGGAACUCCUACUAAAAGAACUGUUCAUCCAGAACAUUACUGGCUUUCAAUGGAUUGGAACAGAUUCCUGGAUUUCUGCCAAAAACCCAUCCAUUGUGGAAUACUACAAAAUUAUGAGGGGAGCACUUGGCAUGGAAGUAAGCAAUGCAGUUAUUCCAGGAUUAAAGGACUUUUUAUUAAAUGUUCGUCCAUCCAACUCUGCUGGCAACACAGGCAUGACUGCUUACUGGGAAUUCCUGUUUAAUUGCACACUGAUGCCUGUAGAGAACACUUCUUAUGCUUCUCCAUGUACAGGUUUAGAAAAUCUAAAAGAUGUAAAUAAUCAAUACACUGACUUAUCCAAUAUUGGAUAUACUAAUAAUGUGUACAAAGCAGCAUAUGCUAUAGCAUAUUCACUUCACAACAUAUUUAAAUGCAAUGUUAUGGAUAAUGAUUUAAAAAGAACAUGUCCUGAAAGAAAUGCUAUUGGGCCAUUGGAGCUUACAAUAGAGCCCAAGGUGCCCACAUCUGUGUGUAGUGCAAGCUGUCUCCCAGGCACUCGUAAAGCUGUUCAAAAAGGAAAACCUAUCUGCUGCUUUGACUGUAUACCAUGUGCUGAUGGAGAAUUCAGCAAUACAACAGAUUCUUCUGAUUGCUGGAAGUGUCCAUUGGAAUACAAAUCUAGCAAGAAAAAAGAUCACUGCAUCUUAAAAGAGACAGAAUAUUUAAUGUUUCAUGAAAUUAUGGGAAUACUCCUUGUGACCUUAUCUUUGCUAGGUGCUUUUCUAACCACAUCUAUUGCAGUUGUUUUCUAUAUUCAUAGAGAUACCCCAAUUGUUAAAGCAAACAAUUCUGAAUUAAGUUUUCUUCUAUUGUUUUCAUUAACCCUUUGUUUCCUUUGUUCUCUUACUUUCAUUGGCCAGCCUUCAGAAUGGUCCUGCAUUUUGCGUCACACAUCUUUUGGAAUCACAUUUGUGUUGUGUAUCUCAUGCAUUUUGGGGAAGACAAUAGUUGUCUUGAUGGCCUUUCGGGCCACCCUGCCUGGCAGUAAUAUUAUGAAGUGGUUUGGCCCAAGCCAGCAGCGGUUAAGUGUUUGUGUUUUUACACUCAUACAGGUCAGCAUAUGCACAGUUUGGUUGGUGACAUCGCCUCCAUUUCCAAACAAAAACAUGAAACACUCCUCAGAAAUAAUUAUUUUAGAGUGUGACCUUGGAUCUGUUACUGCUUUUUAUGUGGUUUUAGGUUACAUAGGUUUUCUUGCUACUUGGUGCUUUGUUCUGGCAUUUCUGGCACGCAAACUUCCUGACAAUUUUAAUGAAGCCAAAUUCAUCACAUUUAGCAUUUUGAUAUUCUGUGCUGUUUGGAUAACUUUCAUUCCAGCUUAUGUUAGCUCACCAGGGAAGUACACCGUAGCUGUAGAAAUUUUUGCUAUUUUAGCUUCCAGUUUUGGUUUGCUUUUUUGCAUUUUUCUCCCGAAAUGUUAUAUUAUUUUAAUUAAACCAGAACAAAACACCAAAAAAUAUUUAAUGAGUAAGAUGCCCUCUUAA